GGAUGAAAUGGACUUUCUUUUGGCAUGCUGUGAACGUAAUCACGAAGGCAAGAUUGACUAUGGUGAUUUUGUUGAUCGCUUCCACGAACCAUCAAAAGAGAUCGGUUUCAAUCUGGCUGUUUUAUUGACUAACUUAAGUGAACAUAUGCCUAAUGAGCCCCGUUUAGCGCGUUUCUUAGAGACUGCUGGAUCCGUGCUUAAUUAUUUUGAACCUUUCCUAGGACGAAUCGAGAUUUUAGGCAGUUCCAAACGAAUCGAGCGAGUAUAUUUCGAAAUUAAAGACUCAAAUAUUGAACAGUGGGAGAAGCCUCAAAUUAAAGAAUCAAAACGGGCAUUUUUCUAUUCCAUAGUCACUGAAGGUGGUGACAAAGAGAAACUAGAGGCCUUUGUAAACUUUUGUGAGGAUGCCAUCUUUGAAAUGACCCAUGCUUCAGGUUUAAUGGCUACAGAUGAUGGUGGUGGUAAUGUAAAGCGUGAUACCGCCUAUAGUUCAUACAUGAGUGAAGAGGAAGAAGAGCGGGCCGCACGUGAUCCCAUUCGGCGAACCAUACAAGCUAUUAAAGAUGGCCUUAAAUUUGUAAUAUAUAUGCUGAGUCCAUCCAACAUAAAACAUCAAAUAGGAGCAAUGCAAACCAAGUCGGUGCCGGAGUUAAUCAUUGGAUUUUUCAAAUUAAUAUUUUACAUGUUCUACUAUACUGGCUAUGGAAAUUUCUGUGUGGUUCGAUACAUUUUCGGAAUACUUAUGAAUCUAAUGCGUGGGCCAGCUCCAGAAGAAAUUGAAGCUCCAACAGUGGAUGAAGAGCCAUUUGGUAAGGCCUUGCUCCCACUACCUAUUGAAGAGCCACCUGGGCCAGAGUUGAACAAGGAUGAAAGCGGACAAUAUAAAGUAACAGUACGUGAAUCCCCAAGUGGAAAUGGUUUGGAAGUAACGGGUGAAUUAAGUACAGAAGAGGGAGGAGUGGCUGCCGACCAAUCAGUAGAAUUCGAUCAGUAUCAAAUUCAAGAGCCAAUUUCCAUCGUAGACUUACUAGGCGGAGAGGCAGCCAAAAAAGCGGCACAAGAACGACAAGAAGCUCAGAAAGCCCAGGAAGCAGCUAUGGCUUCUAUUGAAGCUGAGGCAAAGAAGACUUCAGCUACUGCUCAAGAAACGCCUGCUGUUCAUCAAAUAGACUUUGCUCAAUAUGCUCACAGAGCUGUUAGCUUUCUGGCACGCAAUUUUUAUAAUCUCAAAUAUGUAGCAUUGGUACUAGCUUUUAGCAUCAAUUUUAUGUUACUAUUUUACAAAGUGACAUCUUUCGGUGAUGAUGAAGAAACUUCAGGUGACGAUGAACUCAUUCUUGGCUCAGGAUCUGGUGGUGGCUUAGCUGCAUCCGGGUUUGGUGGUGGUUCGGGAGAUGGUUCUGGAGAUGACGAAGGCGGAGAAGAAGAUUUACCGGAACUAGUGCAUGUUGACGAAGAUUUCUUCUACAUGGCUCAUGUUAUACGGAUUGCUGCAAUGUUACAUAGUUUGGUUUCUCUCGCUAUGCUGAUUGCGUACUACCAUUUAAAGGUGCCUUUAGCUAUAUUUAAGCGAGAAAAGGAAAUUGCACGUCGAUUAGAAUUCGAUGGGCUUUUUAUUGCUGACCAACCAGAAGAUGAUGACUUUAAGUCACACUGGGACAAAUUAGUGAUAUCGGCGAAAUCGUUUCCUGUAAACUAUUGGGACAAGUUUGUAAAAAAGAAGGUGAGACAGAAGUAUAGCGAAACUUAUGACUUCGAUUCAAUAUCUAAUCUACUCGGUAUGGAAAAAAACGCAUUCAUGGCACAAGAUAGCGAAGAAGGUGGCUUGGUGAAGUACAUAAUGAACAUAGAUUGGCGCUAUCAAGUAUGGAAGGCGGGUGUUACAUUUACCGACAAUGCCUUCCUUUACUCACUGUGGUAUUUUUCUUUUUCUGUGAUGGGAAACUUUAAUAAUUUCUUUUUCGCUGCUCAUUUGCUGGACGUCGCUGUAGGUUUCAAAACUCUUCGAACCAUUUUACAAUCCGUCACACAUAACGGAAAACAACUAGUGCUCACUGUGAUGCUCUUAACGAUAAUUGUAUACAUAUACACUGUAAUUGCUUUUAACUUUUUCCGGAAGUUUUACAUUCAGGAAGAAGAUGAGGAGGUGGACAAAAAGUGUCACGACAUGCUGACUUGUUUUGUAUUUCAUUUAUACAAAGGCGUACGGGCCGGAGGUGGGAUUGGUGAUGAAAUUGGAGAUCCGGACGGUGAUGACUACGAAGUUUAUCGCAUUAUUUUCGACAUAACAUUUUUCUUCUUUGUCAUCAUUAUACUCCUGGCCAUUAUUCAAGGUUUGAUUAUUGACGCUUUUGGAGAGCUUCGUGAUCAACUUGAGUCGGUGAAAGAAAAUAUGGAGUCCAAUUGCUUUAUAUGCGGAAUGGGCAAAGAUUUCUUCGAUAUAGUACCUCACGGUUUUGACACACACGUGCAAAAAGAACACAAUCUGGCAAACUACAUGUUCUUCUUGAUGCAUCUCAUCAACAAACCGGAUACAGAAUAUACCGGACAAGAGACAUAUGUGUGGAAUAUGUACCAACAGCGCAGUUGGGACUUCUUCCCCGUAGGUGACUGCUUCCGUAAGCAGUAUGAAGACGAGCUUUCAGGCGGAGGUGGUGGGGGUUAAUUUUAACAAAAAAAUUUUAAUCAAAACGAACUCUAAAUGUUUUUAAAAGUAAGGAGAGAAAUUAUACCCACUAAUCUUGUAUACAUAUUAUAUCAACUACUUUUGUGUAAAUAUUUAAUUUUUUCUUUGUGAACGAUGUUUUUAAGUUGCUUGUAUCCUGAAAAUUCCUAAUAAUAUCUAUAAAAAACCAUUAUUUUGAAUCAAGAAUUUGUAUUGUUGAUAGCUCAAAUGAACGCGGUAGUUAAAUCGAAAACAUAACCUUCCAGCGAAAAUUUGUUGAGCUAAUCCCAAACCAAUGAUAUGCAUAGUAAUUAUUGCAUAUAAGAAAGUUGUAUUCAACAAAGAAUUGGAAAGUGCUUUGGUGUACCAAGUACAAUUUAUUAAACAUAUAUUUAGAAGAAAACGGUUUUAGGAAAGGAUUAAAAUAAGAAAGGAUUUUCUGAACUAA
Molecule: messenger RNA, 3113 nt
Organism: Rhagoletis pomonella (apple maggot)
Lineage: Eukaryota; Metazoa; Arthropoda; Insecta; Diptera; Tephritidae
Product: ryanodine receptor-like
Biological process (GO): transmembrane transport; calcium ion transport; intracellular calcium ion homeostasis
Cellular component (GO): smooth endoplasmic reticulum; calcium channel complex; sarcolemma
Molecular function (GO): ryanodine-sensitive calcium-release channel activity
Source: RefSeq, a predicted model, not a curated record